GUGAUCACUCCGGAAGCUGAUAACACCCGGGAACAAAAAGCCGACAAGUGGACAAGCAAACCAGUAGGAGAUCUAAAACUACGCUUGCAAAGAUGGGGACCUUGAUCUAUUGGUUCACACUCUUGUCCCUUUUAGAUACAUCAAACGCAGCGGCUGGGCCUAACUGCUGCAAAUGUACGAAGGUUCAGAAAGACUUAGGGUGGUGAAAGGUAGAGGCUCCAUAUGCGUCUCUCAAGAGGGAGGGGGAGACGAAGUAGGGGAAUCUGAAUGCGAGGAUACUUGGUCUCCUGUAGGAAAGGACGGCUACUGGAGAUGUUGGAGUGACUCAUCUGAUGUGUAUAAAAAUUGUGGUUGCGUAUGGCAACUCUUCAACUACAAUUUCCGAUGUUCCAUCCGGGGUAAGCAUACAUUUAAUUGGAAAAAUUGCUCAGUGCCCCUACGAAAAGGAUCCAAAAGGGGCACAUUAACUUUGGAUUUGAUAUAUUCCCGCUCCAGUAUCCCCCAUGAGUCCUGCGGCCUAUGGUGGAUUUGUGGGCAAUGGGCAUAUAGGCAACUUCCCUCCAAUUGGACUGGGACUUGUUAUUUAGGAACUCUGAUUCCCGGGGUUUGGUUAAAACAACCUACAGCCACAGGUAUUAAAACAAUACCUCCCAGUACCCACCGCGCAAAACGGAGCGCUGAUAAUUCCUUUGAGGCUAUAGCCAAAGGCGGGAACCAAAAAUGGGGUGACGAGGAAUGGCCAGCAGAAAGGAUUAUUCAGUACUAUGGUCCUGCGACCUGGGAACCAAACGUAGUUGGUAGGGAACCUAUGUAUUUAACCAACCGCUUUGUUAGACUCCAAGCCGUCGUAGAGAUAGUUACCAAUAAAACAGCCGCAGCCCUACGCUUGAUCGGUGACCAGCUCACUCAGCUACGUACCACGGUACUACAAAACCGGUUAGCUCUUGACUAUCUACUGGCCAGUGAAGGAGGAGUGUGCAAAAAGUUGAAUUUGUCCGACUGUUGUGUUGAAAUAGACGAUAAUGGGGAGUUAAUAAAAGCUUUAGCAGAUGAUAUGGAAAAGGUGGCACACGUUCCAGUCCAAAAAUGGAACGGGUGGAGGAUGGAUUGGUUUUCAAACUGGUUACCCCAGCUUGGAUGGGUGAGGGGGGGUAUAGCAUGUUUUCUACUACUAAUAUCGGGGUGUGCUCUGCUUCCUUGCAUAUUACCCUGCAUGUAUUCCAUUGUAAAACAAACUGCUAAGAAUGUCGCCCAUCAUGAAAUGUUUGUGCGUUAUCAGGCGCUAGCUCUCGCUGAGGAUUAUCAAAAUCUGUAGAGAUAGAAAGCAUCUUUGAGGGGGGAAAUUGUAGGAAAAAUACAUUAGAUUUUAGAUCUAAGGCUUGAAGUUAAACAUGAUGCUUUAUUUUUGCAAUAUGCUUCUGUAUUCAACAUGGCUUGGGCUUGUUAACAGUUUCUGCAUAUAGGUUAAGAACAACUUCACAUAGAGUUUCACCCCCGCACACACCUGUUCAAUGACCUAGAAUUACACAAAGAUAAAAGAGUUACAAAAGGUCAUUGAGCUCACCACAACUUCCCCUAACACGCAUGCGCCUUCAUCUAUCCCAUAAUAAGUCAGGUCUGACUUAAAAGGCCCUGACAUCCUGUGGAAACUUAAACGUAAUGGUAAAAGUGUGAAACUGCCUAUAGUUGUAAGACACGUCACAGUUCUUUGUUUAGGUAAGCUAUAAACGACCCUCAGACAAAGACUGAGGGUCGACACCGCUUUGGGUUACUCAACCCCUCUGUCGACCGAUUGCGCAAUCAAUA
This is a messenger RNA of Alligator sinensis (Chinese alligator), 1806 nucleotides long. Its product is annotated as syncytin-2-like. The record is from RefSeq and is a predicted model, not a curated record. The coding region runs from base 173 to 1315 and encodes 380 amino acids. Lineage: Eukaryota; Metazoa; Chordata; Crocodylia; Alligatoridae. The transcript is spliced from 2 exons.